Molecule: messenger RNA, 9710 nt
Organism: Ahaetulla prasina
Lineage: Eukaryota; Metazoa; Chordata; Lepidosauria; Squamata; Colubridae
Gene: PIP5KL1
Product: phosphatidylinositol-4-phosphate 5-kinase like 1
Exons: 10
Coding region: 7609-9024 (471 amino acids)
Biological process (GO): phosphatidylinositol metabolic process
Molecular function (GO): phosphatidylinositol kinase activity
Source: RefSeq, a predicted model, not a curated record
CAGUAUCCUCCCCCUGGAGUGGGAAGGGAAUGGAGAUUUGGCAGUAUGCUUCCCCUGGAGUAGGGUGGGAAUGGAGAUUUUUUGCAGUAUCCUUCCCCUGGGGUGGGGUGGGAAUAGAAAUUUUGCAGUAUCCUUUCCCCUAAAGUGGGGAGGGAAUGGGGAUUUUGCAGUAUCCUUCCCCUGCCACGCCCAUCAAGCCACACCCACAGAACCGGUAGUAAAAAAAAUUUAAUUCCACUACUGUCUUAGACUAUCAAAUUGUCCUCCUGCAAUACAGCAUCUCAGGUCUACUUCAUCUGGGGGGAAAAAUCUCCUUCUCGCUCCUAAGGUUCAAAGGUCCCACCACCUUUGAAAAGCCACAUAGGAUAGGAUAGGAAUAGGAAUAGGAAUAGGAAUAGGAAUAGGAAUAGGAAUAGGAAUAGAAUUCUUUAUUGGCCAAGUGUGAUUGGACACACAAGGAAUUUGUCUUGGUGCAUAUGCUCUAAGUGUACAUAAAAGAAAAGAUACGUUCAUCAAGGUACAACAUUUACAACACAAUUGAUGAUCAAUAUAUCAAUAUAAAUCACAAGGAUUACCAGCAACAAAGUUACAGUCAUGCAGUCUUAAGUGGAAGGAGAUGGUGAUGGGAACGAUGAGAAGAUUAAUAGUAGUGCAGAUUUAGUGAAUAGUUUGAAGUGUUGAGGGAAUUAUUUGUUUAGCAGAGAAUAGAAUAGAAUAGAAUAGAAUUUUUAUUGGCCAAGUGUGAUUGGACACACAAGGAAUUUGUCUUGGUGCAUAUGCUCUCAGUGUACAUAAAAGAAAAGAUACGUUCAUCAAGGUACAACAUUUACAACACAAUUGAUGGUCAAUAUAUCAAUAUAAAUCAUAAGGAUUGCCAGCAACAAGUUAUAGUCAUACAGUCAUAAGUGGAAAGAGAUGGGUGAUGGGAACGAUGAGAAGAUUAAUAGUAGUGCAGAUUCAGUAAAUAGUCUGACAGUGUUGAGGGAAUUAUUUGUUUAGCAGAGUGAUGGCCUUCGGGGGAAAAACUGUUCUUGUGUCUAGUUGUUCUGGUGUGCAGUGCUCUAUAGCGUUGUUUUGAGGGUAGGAGUUGAAACAGUUUAUAUCCAGGAUGCGAGGGGUCUGUAGAUAUUUUCACGGCUCUCUUCUUGAUUCGUGCAGUAUACAGGUCCUCAAUGGAAGGCAGGUUGGUAGCAAUUAUUUUUUCUGCAGUUCUGAUUAUCCUCUGAAGUCUGUGUUUUUCUUGUUGGGUUGCAGAACCGAACCAGAUAGUUAUAGAGGUGCAAAUGACAGAUUCAAUAAUUCCUCUGUAGAACUGGAUCAGUAGCUCCUUGGGCAGUUUGAGCUUACUGAGUUGGCGCAGAAAGAACAUUCUUUGUUGUCCUUUUUUGAUGAUGUUUUUGAUGUUAGCUGUCAUGUGGACAACGUGGAUUUGGUAUCAAAUCCACGCCUCCUCCUGGAUCAAGGGCUCAAGCCCUGGAGCUCCACCGCCAGAAGGAACAUCUGUGUCUAAGACUAAAAACUAAAUUCGAUUAUAUCUCUUGGGCCUUGGGAAAUGAAGUUAAAAUCAAAAGCAUUCCUCCCCUCCCCCAUUCCUUUUCCAGUUGUGCCUUUAAUCAGUUUGUCUCACCUUCCAUAGGACAAUUUGACGAGGGAAGGAGAACAUCUUGACAGUCUUAGACGAUCAGUUGUCCUCCUGUAUCCUGUUGUUGCGGCUGUUAGUUGUGAAGUCGUGUCUGACCCAUCACAACCCCAUGGACCACGUUCCUCCAGGCCUUCCUGUCCUCUACCAUCCCCCAGAGUCCAUUUAAGCUCACGCCAACUGCUUCAGUGACUCCAUCCAGCCACCUCGUUCUCUGCCAUCCCCUUCUUCUUUUGCCCUCCAUCGUUCCCAGCAUGAGGCUCUUCUCCAGGGAGUCCUUCCUUCUCAUUAGGUGGCCAAAAGUAUUUCAGUUUCCUCUUCAGGAUCUGGCCUUCUCAAGAGCAGUCAGGAUUGCUCUCCUCUAGGAUUGACCGGUUGGAUCGCCUUGCAGUCCGAGGGACUCACAGGAGUCUUCUCCAUCACCAUCGUUCAAAGGCCUCCAUUCUUUGGCGUUCAGCCUUCCUUAUGCUCCAACUUUCACAGCCAUCCAUUGCAACUGGGAAAACCAGAGCCUUGACUAUACGCACUUUUGUUGGCAGGGUGAUGUCUCUGCUUUUUAGUAAGCUGUCUAGGUUUGCCAUGGCUUUCCUCCCCAGGAGUAAGUGUCUCUUAAUUUCUUGGCUGCAGUCCCCAUCUGCGGUGAUCUUGGAGCCCAAGGAAGAUAAAAUCUGUCACUUCCUCCAUUUCCUGUAUCUUAGGCCUGUUGAUACAUGAAGAAGCCUUGAAGUCAACCAUUGACUUAAAUUUCCAUGCAGGCAGUCCUCGAGUUACAACCACAAUUGAGCCCCUUAAGAUUUCUGUUCUUAAGCGAGACAUUUUCUCAAGUGACGUUUGCUCCAUCCUACGACCUUCCUUGCCCCCGCUGUUAAGCGAAUCACCGCAGUUAUUAAGCUGGUGGCCCGGUUGUUAAGUGAACCCGGCUUGGACUUCGCUCAUCAGAAGGUCGCCAAAGGGGGUCACGUGACUCUCCUGGCACCACUACUGCGGCCGUCAUAAACGUGAACCGCUUGCCAAAUGUCCCAAUUUUGAAUCGCGUGACCCAGGGAUGCUACAAAGGUCGCAGGUUUUCAGUGCCGUUGUAAAACUGAACGGUCACUAAACGACCUGUUGUAAGUCAAGGACCACCUGUGUGUGUGGAUUUUUUUAAUGUGCUUGCAGAUGCGUCCCUUUCAACCUUUCCCCCUCUAAGAAAACCAAACCAGUUUUUAUCUUCUCCCAUUCUCAGUUCUUUCUCUCACCCCGGGAUGGCAGCAUGGAUUCUGGGAUGAACUUAGGACAAAGAGUGCCUUAUUAUAUCUGUGUACACAUACAUGGGAGUGAACCUUUUCCACAUCACUGACCUGGCAUGCUCUGUGUCCUUGGUUAUGCAACCUCUCCGGGCGAGUUAACCCUUUCCUUGCCAGACUGAUAAUCAUCCUGGUUCUUUCCCAGGACGAUCAGGGUUUCCUGAAAAACAAGGUCAAGGUUAGGAUAGAAUAGAAUAGAAUAGAAUUUUUUAUUGGCCAAGUGUGAUUGGACACACAAGUAAUUUGUCUUGGUGUAUAUGCCCUCAGUGUACAUAAAAAGACAAGAUACGUUCAUCAAGGUACAACAUUUACAACACAAAUGAUGGUCAAUAUAUCAAUAUAAAUCAUAAGGAUUACCAGCAACAAAGUUAUAGUCAUACAGUCAUAAGUGGAAAGAGAUUGGUGAUGGGAACUAUGAAACGAUUAAUAGUAGUGCAGAUUUGGUAAAUAGUCUGACAGUGUUGAGGGAAUUAUUUGUUUAGCAGAGUGAUGGCCUUCGGGGAAAAACUGUUCUUGUGUCUAGUUGUUCUGGUGUGCAGUGCUCUAUAGUCAUACAGUCAUAAGUGGAAAGAGAUUGGUGAUUUAAUAGUAGUGCAGAUUUAGUAAAUAGUUUGACCAUGUUGAGGGAAUUAUUUGUUUAGCAGAGUGAUGGCCUUCGGGAAAAAAUUGUUCUUGUGUCUAGUUGUUUUCUAUAGCGUCGUUUUGAGGGUAGGAGUUGAAACAAUUUAUGUCCAGGAUGUGAGGGAUCUGUAAAUAUUUUCACGGCCCUCUUCUUGAUUUGUGCAGUAUACAGGUCCUCAAUGGAAGGCAGGUUGGUAGCAAUUACGUGGUGUAGUGUGAAGUAUGUGUGUGGUGUAGGGUGAAGCAAUUAUGUGGUGAAGUGGUGUAGAGUUUCCUGCCUAUGCAGGGGGGUUGGAUUAGAACAGGGAUCACCAACCUUUCGGACCUCAAGGACCACUAAAUUCAUAAUUUUAAAUCCCGCGGACCACUAAUAUGAACUUCCUAAUGAAUGGCUGGGUGGGCGUGGCAAGGUGGUCAUGUGACUGGAUGGGCGUGGCCAACUCGCUGUCAGUCACAUCGAGGGGUGCCUUGCCAGCCUCUACUCGCUACUCCUCGCCUGCCCGCCUGGGCUCCUUAGGGCUCCAACAGGAAGUAGUUGCUGGAGCUAAGCAGCCACCAUGAGAAAAAGUUGGCAAAACAGUUCAGUUCAAAUUGGAUCUGACUGAGAAGGAGGCUCAGCAGAAGCACCUCACUGAGGACUAGGAGCAUAGGCUUUCCAAGCAGAGGGAAGACUUGCAGGAGUGCAAGGCCAGGUACAGGCGCCUGGAGGCUCAGCAGGCUGAGAUGGUCAGCCAGUUCCAAGCCAUGAUGCAGUCCCACUGGAACGAGGCCCUCUGGCUCUUUGCCAUCAGCCUUCACCCAAAGCCCCACACCAGGAGGCUGAAGCAGACCCCAAGUUGGAAUUUCUGUCCCCCCUCCGACCCACACAAAAAGACCCCGAGGGGGGAGACUCUCUGUAGCAACACAAGCGUUCAUUGCACAUUUCUGUCCCAGGGGGCCGUAGAGUUUCAGGAUUCUUGAUAUAAUGCAAGAUAAAAAAUGCAAAUAAUUUUUCUGCGGACCACCAAAAUUUUCUCAGGGACUAUCAGUGGUCCACAAACCACCAGUUGGUGACCGCUGGUAUAUAAGACUGAGUGCUACUCCUGUUGCCCUCCCUCCCUCCCUCCCUCCCUCCCUUCCUUCCUUCCUUCCUUCCUUCCUUCCAUCCAUCCAUCAUCCAUCCAUCCAUGGUGCACAGUGGUUAGAAUGCAGUAUUGCAACUUAACUCACUGCCUACAGCCAGAAAUUCAAUCCUGACAGCCUCAAGGUCGACUCAGCUUUCCAUCCUUCCGAGGUCAGUAAAAUGAGGACCCAGAUUGUUGUGGGCAAGAGGCUGAAUGUCAGGCUGCCUCUGAUUAUAACUAGGAAAGAAUACACCUUGACUUCAUUUGCAAAUAAAGAAAAGUACUUUUACUAAUUACAUCUGGAUAGCAGCAGGGUUUAAGUUGAAUCUGAGACAGAAUAUGGCUGACAAUCUAUAUCCCCCUUAUUACUCCCUCCUCUUUCCCAAGAGGUCAUCAGGUCUGGUCCAAUGCCAGCUCCUUCCCGGGGUCCUGUGGUAAUCUUCUUCCGCAGGUCUCUGGUUGUCAAUCAUAUCAGGAAUGCAAUGUGCGUUAGAGUUCGUGCUAAAACAUUCCUGUUGAAUUCAAAACAUUAAUCUCCCCUCCCACCUUAAUUAUGUCAGACCGACACUCUUAAAGGCCCCUCUCUUCUUAACUUGAAUCCAAUAGCUAUUUACAUUAGAAAUACAAUCCCAUUCUAUCUAACACUGAAAUACAAUCCCAUUCUAUCUAACACUGAAAUACAAUCCCAUUCUAUCUAACAACUGAAUAUAAGGAGUACAAAGAGAUACGAAGUUUGGAGUGGAGGCGGACACUCCUCUGUAAGCCACUUAGAGAGGGCUGUAAAAGCACCGUGAAACAGUAUAUAGGUGCCCCUGCUAAAGAAAACAGAAUCUGACUCUCCAGAGUAAAGCAGGAAGUAAACAACUGAAGCAAAAAAAUCUGGAAGGUUUAUUAAAAAAAAACAAGAUUAGAGGUUUGCUGGCAAAGCAUGGGCUAUAUUAGAAUAUUACACAUGUUUAAAUGGAUUUAAUAGACGACCACAAAUGCCCAUCAAGGCUAAGGGCCACUGUCCCCUCGUGAAGUACAAAGUUUUCACAGGUUAGCUCCAUUUUUAUUUUUAGCAUUAUUGGCCAGGUGUGAUGAGAGACACAAGAAAUUUGAAGCUCUCUGUGUACAUUCAAGCAACAAGUGAUAGAUACAUCAUGAUCAUCAUUUACGAUAAAUUAUUUAUUGCUACGAUAAAUCAGUGGAACAACUUGCCUCCAGAAGUUGUGAAUGCUUCAACACUGGAAGUUUUUAAGAGGAGAUUGGACAACCAUUUGUCUGAAGUGGUGUAGGGUUUCCUGCCUGAGCAGGGGGUUGGACUAGAAGACCUCCACGGUCCCUUCCAACUCUGUUAUUCUAAAUUUAUGAUAAACUCUUUAUUGGCCAAGUGCGAUUGGACACACAAGGAAUUUAUCUCCAGUGCAGAACCUGUCAGUGUACAACUAAGCAACAAGUGAUCAAUCAUGAACAUAAAAUACAAUCAACAUAAAUCAUAAGAGUCAACACUCACUGAUAGUGACGGGAAUGCUAAAUAAGCAAUCAACAUAAAUCAUAAUAGGAUACUAAAUAAAAACAGUCAACAUAAAUCAUAAUCGGAUACUAAAUAAAAGCAAUCAACAUAAAUCAUGAGGUACAAACAAGUAUAAUACAGCCUUCGUUGUCAUUGUACAUCAUAUAUUGGUUAACAAAGUUGUAAUCAUAAGAAGCUAAGGAAAUAGGUAAUAGGAAAAAUGAACAGAUGAGAAGGAUAGUACAUAAAAGAAAAGAUACGUUCAUCAAGGUACAACAUUUACAACACUUAAUGAUGGUCAUAGGGUACAAAUUUAACACUUAAUGAUACAACACUUAAUGAUAAUCACAGGGCACAAUAAGCAAUCAGGAACAAUCAAUAUCAAUAUAAAUCACAAGGAUUACCAGCAACAAAGUUACAGUCAUGCAGUCAUAAGUGGAAAGAGAUUGGUGAUGGGAACGAUGAGAAGAUUAAUAGUGCAGAUUUAGUGAAUAGUUUGACUGUUGAGGGAAUUAUUUGUUUAGCAGAGUGAUGGCCUUUGGGAAAAAACUGUCCUUGUGUCUAGUUGUUCUGAUGUGCAGUACUCUGUAGUGUCAUUUUGAGAGUAGGAGUUGAAACAGUUUAUGUCCAGGAUGUGAGGGGUCUGUAAAUAUUUUCCCAUCCCUCUUUUUGACUCGUGCAGUAUACAGGUCCUCAAUGGAAGGCAGGUUGGUAGCCACUGUUUUUUCCAUAGUUCUAUUUAUCCUCUGAAGUCUGUGUCUGUCUUGUUGGGUUGCAGAAACAAACCAGACAGUUAUAGAGGAGCAGAUGACAGACUCAAUCAUUCCUCUGUAGAACUGGAUCAGCAGCUCCUUGGGCAGUUUGAGCUUCCUGAGUUGGCGCAGAAAGAACAUUCUUCAUUGAGCUUUUUCGAUGACAUUUUUGAUGUUAGCUGUCCAUUUUAGGCCUUGAGAUAUGAUAGAACCCAGAAACGUGAAGGCCUCUACCGUUGAUACUGUUGUGUUGUGUUGUCUAGUAUCGUAAGAGGUGGUAGAAUAGGAGGGCUUCUCCUAAAAUCUACCCAGGUGGACACCAGUCUGUUGUGUUGGUACCCGUAAACUUCCCCUGGGUCUUUGUGGAUGGAAUCCUAGCAGGAUCAUUGACUGACGGUUAAACAUCUGCUGAGCUUUCCCACUGGGUUCCAUUGUUUCUAAGGAGACAAGAACCAUCAAGCGAUCUCAUCUCUGGUUGAUUUCGCCUUGGCUCUCCAGCAUCAUGGCUUCAACGCUGCAAUUGAAGGUAUCUCUAGGAAUCUUGUUUUUCUCCACUCUUCUUCCCCUUGCACUGUUGCCUCUACUAAAAGGCAAACGUGGGGUUUUUUUCCCUCUCUCUGUCUCUCUCUGUCUCUCUCUCUCUCUGUCUCUCUCUCUCUCUCUCUCUUGAACCCCUUGCCUCUCUACGUAGCUUACCUGCUCACCUUCGGCCAUGCAGUCCAAUGUCUCGUACCAAAGGCCUCACCGGACCUGGUCGGCCAUCCAAAGGAUGCUCGGGCGAGUCCGCCAGCAAUGGAAGAUGCUGGGCUUUUUUGAAAUCAACGAGAAGCAUGAAUAUUUUAAAUUCACCUGUAUGCUCAAAGAAGGGCUGAAGGCCUCCAUCCAGAAGACCAUCGAUGAACCGGUCAGCAUGGAGUCGCAAAAGCCAUCUGAUUUUCACAGGGUGCUUAAGCAGAUCCAUCAGGGUUACGAGAUGCGGACCUACGCGGCGCCCGUCUUCGCCCGUUUCCGGCAGUACCUUGGCAUGGUGGACACGGAUUUCCAAAGGUCCUUGACGUGUGAGAGUUCCUACCUGCAAUUCAUCAGUAACUCUAAAAGCCAAGCUGACUUCUUCCUCACGUUCGACAAACGUUAUUUCCUAAAGACGCAACGGAAACGGGAGAUCCGGUUCCUCCUCACUAACCUAUCCAAAUACCUGGAUCACAUGGAAAGAUACCCGCACUCCAUCCUUGUGAAGUUCCUGGGUGUUUACAGCAUCAUUGCCCCUCAAGAGAAGAAGAGAUACUUCAUCAUCAUGCAAAGUGUCUUCUAUCCACAUGAGAAGAUUACCGAACGGUACGACAUCAAAGGAUGCCAAGUCGGACGCUGGACGGAGCCCAAUAUAGACAGCAGUGAAGUCAUUGUGGUUUUUAAGGACUGCGACUUUGGAGACAAGGUGAUCUCCAUUAAUCAAGACCAGACCUGGUUGCUGCAGCAAGUGAAGUUGGACACCCAGUUCCUCAAAGCUUUGCAUGUGAUUGAUUACAGUUUGCUGGUGGGCCUACAACCUCUUCAUGAUGAUGACCAGUUCCUGGACAACACGCUGGGAAAUAUAUUAGCAAGGACAAGAUUGUCAAUCAGUUGUGACUAUCCUCGCCGCAACAUUGUCAGAGCUUCCUCCAACACGUCUUCCAGCAGCUGCUCCAGUUGUGACCAGGUCAUCCGGCUCUAUCCAGAUUACUUGUCUCCCUACUUCAGACCUGACCGGCUUCCUGAGCAGUUGAUCCAAAGUGAGGGUUUCAUGCGUAACGUCGUGACGCCGUUCCUGAUGCAAAACAGCUACGAGGACAUGAGCUGCGUCGUGGGCAACGCACUCUAUUCCUCCAGCCUCUCCGAUUUAACCGGCGAGUCCUUCGCCACGCAGCAUCGCCGGAUCCUGCCCGCCUCCAAAAACCCUCUACACACAAUCGAUGGGCCGGACUACCGCUAUUACGUAGGCAUCAUUGACCUCUUCACGGUCUACACUUUCCGCAAAAAAUUGGAAAGCUUAUGGAAGAGCAUCCGUUACAGGGGCCAGCAAUUCUCCACGGUUGAACCUUCUUACUACGCCCAGAGAUUGUGUCAGUGGGUGGAAAGCCACACUAUAUGAAACUGGAAAGGAGGCGGCGGGCCAGUUGUAACAGAGAGGAGGGCGGUAUCCCUGUCUCUUCUCAUAAGUUCUCCCGGUCUUUGCAGAAUCAAGUUUCAACCCAUGUCACCUCUUGUGAUUUUACUGGUGACCUCUUGGCUACCCAGGAGAUGGAGCUGAGUGAAAUUUCCCUAGAAAUAGGCCACUUGGCAAGAAAGGACGGGGGGCGGGGAGGCAGUUUUCCAUGGAGCAUGGAAGUUCUAGAGGAUAUCUAGGUGGUGACUUUGCGAAAACUAGGUGGACACUUCAACCCUACGGACAUUGCAAUCAGUGGCACUGAAUCUCUCAAAAGUCAGAGAGCCCAGGGGGGGCACCAUCCAGUCGUCUCCCAAAUGAGAGUUUCCUCCUGCAGCCGUAACUUUCCAGAGCUGUAGACAAAGAACAGUUGGUGCAGUCCAAUCUUGGUGCUCGGUAGGUCAACCCAAUCCAGGCGGGUGCGGGGGUUAAUCAAGAGCUCCUUCCUCAAAUGAUUUAAGGGGUCCCCAAACCCACGCGGGGCAAAGAAGGGAGGAGAAUUUGAAUUGAGAAGAAUAAAGUACUUCCAGAGAAAGGACUGGACUGGUUCUUUUAAAAACCCACCUUGGAAGUUCUCCAAUGAUGGCUUCAGCCCUUCCAAGUCUUCUUCCCUAGUGACCUCACUGCCCGGG